AUGACUAAUGUGCACAGACUGGCACCGGCCUUCUUGUGCUUCAACCUGCCCCACCAUCUCGUUCUUUUCUUCCACUUCUUGCUGGUCCUAGCAAGCUCAAACUCUAUUCCACCUCCAAUCACCGGCUUAUCAAAAGGUGAUCUCUGCGCCCUGGACGUCGAUCGCUCUAGCUAUGUGCUAGAUCUGGUUAACGUAACACCAGAGCAAUUAUUAAUGCGACAGCCAUCGACUUCCAAGAUCUUUUGCUUUGUAAACACGAUUUCAGUCCACCACAAGACUCGUGCACAGUCCGUAGCCGACACAUGGGGUCAGCGAUGUGAUAAACUCAUGUUUUUCAGCAACACAAGUGACACUAUCGUAGUGGGGGCUAAUACACAACACGAGCGACGAUAUGAUGUCAUUAAGAUGAACGUCAUUGCAGAUCACAAUCAUUUGUGGCAAAAGCAUAAAGCCACUUUGCGGUACGUGUAUACGCACUUUCGACAUGAUUACGAUUGGUUUUACAAGGCGGACGACGAUGCAUACGUUAUUAUAAACAAUUUACGACACUAUCUUCUUCGGCCGGAGAUCAUGCAAUCAUACAAGCAAGAGCCGAUGCAGAUAGGACAUCGAUUUAAUUUAACUCAAGACCUGGUGAGUUAUUAUAUUGUGAAUGAAACAUUAGAAGCUACUUGGAGGUCUAAGUGGGACCGAUGGAUCUUUAAUUCGGGCGGGCCAGGUUAUGCGAUGAAUCGCCUAUAUUUGGACAAAAUUGUGAGUACUUUGUCCGACUGGACAUGUCUGUCGGACAGAUACAGCGCGAUGCUGCCUGAUGACGUCUCGAUUUCGUUCUGCAUGAUGUGGCACAAUGUUUUUCCAUGGGAUACACGUGAUCAUCAAGGACGUGAGCGAUGGCAUGCGGACAAACCGAGAGGAGUGUAUUUUGUUAAUCCAAAUCGACCAAAUUAUUGGUACGUACAGUAUCAUGAACACAUUGGUGGCGUAAGGCCGAACCAAGAUUCGGCCGCACCCGACAGUGUCGCUUUUCAUUAUAUUAGUCCGCCGUUGAUGUAUCAUUUGGAACGAACUCUAUAUCUGUGCCGAGAGGGCGAUGAUGUAAAUGAUGUUGCAGCAUUUAAUGAUAAGUACGGACUUGCCAUCAGCAACAAUAUUAUGGUGUAUCAAGACGUACCGCAGGAUAAAAUAAGAUGA
This is a messenger RNA of Plasmopara halstedii, 1191 nucleotides long. RefSeq names its product glycoprotein-n-acetylgalactosamine 3-beta. Gene Ontology annotation, cellular component: membrane. The transcript has a single exon. Lineage: Eukaryota; Oomycota; Peronosporomycetes; Peronosporales; Peronosporaceae. Gene Ontology annotation, molecular function: N-acetylgalactosaminide beta-1,3-galactosyltransferase activity. The coding region runs from base 1 to 1191 and encodes 396 amino acids. The record is from RefSeq and is a predicted model, not a curated record.